Phragmites australis (common reed) is the source of this 1102-nucleotide messenger RNA. Its product is annotated as ras-related protein Rab11D-like. Gene Ontology annotation, cellular component: endosome. Gene Ontology annotation, molecular function: GTP binding; GTPase activity. Bases 206 to 859 code for a protein of 217 amino acids. NCBI's taxonomy places the organism in Eukaryota, Viridiplantae, Streptophyta, Magnoliopsida, Poales, Poaceae. The record is from RefSeq and is a predicted model, not a curated record. The transcript has 2 exons.
GCCAUUUACAGGUCCAAGGAAAUCCAAUAGUGGCUACUGGCACCAACUUCGCAACUCGGUCGGUGGCUUCAGACCACGGCGAGACCGCUGUCGUCUCGCCCGCUUUCAAAAAUCGUAAGCAUCCUCUCACAAGCGCUGCUGCCUCCUCUCUUUCUCGGACCCCGAAGGUGGAGCAGAUCACCACCGGCGGCGGCGGCGGCGAGGCAUGGCGGGGGGCGGGGAGAAGGUGGACUACGUGUUCAAGGUGGUGCUAAUCGGCGACUCGGCGGUGGGCAAGUCGCAGGUCCUGGCCCGCUUCGCCCGCAACGAGUUCAGCCUCGACUCCAAGGCCACCAUCGGCGUCGAGUUCCAGACCCGCACCCUCGUCAUCGACCACAGGAGUGUCAAGGCCCAGAUCUGGGACACCGCCGGCCAGGAAAGGUACAGAGCUGUGACAAGCGCGUAUUACAGAGGCGCACUGGGAGCUCUGCUAGUCUAUGAUAUCACCAGGCGCCAGAGCUUUGAUCAUAUACCUCGCUGGCUAGAUGAACUCCGUGCCCAUGCUGACAAGAACAUUGUGAUAAUGCUAGUUGGCAACAAGAGCGACCUUGAGGAGCAGCGAGCCGUGAGUACUGAAGAUGCCAAGGAGUUUGCUGAAAAGGAAAACCUCUUCUUCCUGGAGACUUCUGCACUCCAGGCAACGAACGUAGAGAACGCUUUCCAAACCGUCUUGACAGAGAUCUUCAAAAUCCACAGCAAGAAGAACAUGGUGUCCGAGCCAAAGAGCAAUGGUGCUACCCCAGCAAUGGCAGGGAAGAAGGUCCUGGUCCCAGGUCCAGCACAAGAAAUCCCGAAGAGCAAGUGCUGCAGUUCCAUGUAAUGCUUCUACGCUCGGGGCUGAGUGUGUUGAAUAUAUUCACGCAAUAUUAUUUCUGUUGUAAAUCCCUGCUGAAAUCUUUCAGCAGGUUAAUUGUAUUGAAAAACUGGUGUACUGUAGAUUUUGUCACAGUUGUGACACGAGGGAAGGAUGUGUUAGAAUAUAUGAGAUUGACCUGUUAUAUUUGUAAAAUUCUAAAUAAAUCUUAAAGGCCUAAAAAAAUAGAGAUGUGUGUCAGUGUGUGUA